UCGUGAAGAGUACAAACAACUAAAAUGGUGCUUCUACAUACACCAACCAAAAUUUUAAUUUAAUUUCUAUUAAUCUAUUCAGAUUUCAGAGAGAGAAAAUUAAAAUGAGACUUUAUGAAGUAAAUCCAUCACCUAGACUUAAGACUGGAUAGAGUGGAUCAAAAGCCUUUUUACUACACCAGACAGAAACUGGAAUAGUGUAGCGGCUGGAAAUAGAUAUGCAUACCCUAUAUCUUUGGAAACAUCUACAGAAAACCUUAAUUUUAUCAAACCCAACAAGAACACACGGCCAAUAUCAGAAUACAAUCGUCUUUAGUCUUUAUCUAAUUCUAUUCUCUUCUUCUCCUUCCAACUUUGCCUCUUUAUUUUCUCAAGCCUUGUUUGCACAAACAGCUAGACACAGAUGUACACAUUGUAAAAGGAAACAAAGCCACAACAGAAUAUCAUGCUCUGUUUCAAAUUGCUUCCAUUCCUUCUACCAACUUUGGUUUUCACUUUAUCAGCUUCCUUUUCCCUCUCUGAUGAUGGAGCUUCUGAGCAUCAUGGUAUGAUAUCCUUAUUCCUUAUCCUUCUUCACUUGAAACUGUCAUUUUAAAGGCACAAGUUUAUCUUACUUGAAUGCUCUAUGUUAAAUUUGCUUGUUAAAAUGAUUCUUUUAUAUAUCGAUGGGACUGAUGAGAAUGAUUGCAAAGUGGUUUCCUGGGGUACGAUCACGAAAAGGCAUGUCCUUGAGGCAACGAAUGCUGAACUUGUACAAAGCCCAUCUCUGAUAUUAGCUGCGAAGAGAACACACAGAAGAGACCCUCUUGAUGGUUUUAACUAUUACAGAGGAGGAUGGAAUAUCAGCGAAGAACACUAUUUCUUUUCUGUAGGAUUUACUGCUGCUCCUCUGUUCAUCAGGGCUGCUAUAUGGUUUCUGGGAUUUGUGCUGUGCUUCUUCUCCAUUUUCCUUUGCCAUUGCUGAUUCCAAAACCAUGAUUACGGCUAUUCUCGAGUUGCGUAUUGGGUUUCCCUCGUCUUCAUCCAACUAUUCACCAUUGAUGCAGUCACUGGAUGCCUGGCUCUAUAUAUUGGACAAGGUAAUUUUAACAGAGUCACAAGAGGCACACUAGAUUUUGUUGAGAAGCAAGCAGACUUCAUUGUGGAGAAUCUGAGGGAUGUAUCUGAAAAUCUUGAAGCAGCUAAGCAUGUCGCAGUUGGUUGGACUUUUUUUCCUCCUAAUACAUUGAAAGAAAUUGACAGAGUUGAGAAGAAGGUUAAUGCUUCUGCUAACAAUCUGGAGCAUGAAACAGAGGACAAUUCUAAUAAUAUACAAGAGGUCAUAGAUUCUGUAAGAGUGAUUCUCAUCGUACUUGCAGCUAUAAUGCUUCUCUUGGCUUUUUUUGGUUCUGGUUAAUUCUUUUGACCCUAUAAAUUGCACCAAUUUUUCAGUUCCACUCACAUUGUUCUUUUGCAAGUUGUUUUCUAAUUUCAAAAUAAAAAUAAAAUAAAAAAAUUUUACAUACAUACAUACAUAUAUAUAUAUAUAUAUGAACAAUUCUGUGCUUUUGAAACUGUAAGUAAAUUUUCAGUAAAUGAUGACCAAACAAAUUUAUUUGUCCUUACUAUUUUUUUCGGCAUGAAAUGUCUUGUGUACGCGAGUGAUUAAGGCUUACUCAAUUCCAUAUCUUAUCCGCUGUUACUAUACCUUUUGUUUUCGCUUCUCCAAUACUCUUUACUCUUUGCUGCUUUUUUUUUUAUUAUUAUUACUAUAAAGAUUGCUAAUGCCAUAAUUUACACAAAUAAUGCAGAUUGGUGAUCAUAGGGUGGAUACUUGUAACAGUCACUUUUAUUUUAAGUGGCAUAUUUCUAGUACUUCAUAAUGUAGCAGCCGAUACUUGUGUUGCAAUGGAUGAAUGGGUUCAGAACCCAGUGGCUCAUACAGCUUUCGAUGAUAUCCUCCCCUGUGUAGACAAUUCAACAGCUCAAGAAACACUCAACAAAACCAAAGAGACAACCUUCCAAUUGGUCGGAAUCGUUAACCAGUUUAUAAACAAUGUGGCCAACCUCAACAAUGUUCCACCAAAUGCAGGCCCUAUUUACUACAAUCAGUCUGGUCCUUGGGUGCCUGUCCUGUGUAAUCGAUUUCAUCCCAACAACACCCACAGGAACUGUGCUCAUGGUGAAGUGGAAUUUACCAAUUCAACAGAAGAAUGGAGGAAGUAUGUGUGCCAGGUUUCAGCAACUAAUAUAUGCAUCACAGUGGGGCGUCUAACCCCAGUUUACUAUGAUCAAUUGAUAUCGACUGUAAAUGUGAGCUAUGCAUUGUAUCAUUAUGGACCCUUCCUGGUUGAGUUAGAAGAAUGCAGUUUUGUUAGACAAACACUGAAAGAAAUCAGUAAAAAUGAUUGUCCAGGGCUUACACACCAUAGCAGAAGGAUUGUUGUGUGGUUGGCUAUGGCUUCUGCUGCACUCAUGAUUUCUUCCACCUUCUGGGUUCACCAUUCAGCACAGAAGCGAAAACAAAGUUAUAAUGGACAAUAUGCAUCUACAAUCUCCGAGUCUGCUCAAGAUCCUCCAGUAGGAGUCAGGAACAUGGAGUGAGUUUUGAAGGUCAUGUAUAGAUAUAAAUUCUGUGUGAGUAUUAUAUAAAUUUAGUAUUCUUAUAAUAGACUAUGUUACUAGUUGGAGAAGAUAGAUCUAAAAGGAGCUGCAACUGUUAUCAUAGGUUGACAACAGAAUCAGCUGGUUGGUCCACAGCAUUUUUUAUUUACAUAUUUAAUUAAUAUAAUGAUUGAACCAUACCAUAAAAAUUA
Molecule: messenger RNA, 2795 nt
Organism: Ziziphus jujuba (common jujube)
Lineage: Eukaryota; Viridiplantae; Streptophyta; Magnoliopsida; Rosales; Rhamnaceae
Exons: 6
Coding region: 1888-2583 (231 amino acids)
Cellular component (GO): plasmodesma; plasma membrane
Source: RefSeq, a predicted model, not a curated record